This is a messenger RNA of Myotis lucifugus (little brown bat), 6475 nucleotides long. RefSeq names its product zinc finger and BTB domain containing 10 (gene ZBTB10). The coding region runs from base 4 to 2103 and encodes 699 amino acids. NCBI's taxonomy places the organism in Eukaryota, Metazoa, Chordata, Mammalia, Chiroptera, Vespertilionidae. The transcript is spliced from 6 exons. The record is from RefSeq and is a predicted model, not a curated record. Gene Ontology annotation, biological process: regulation of transcription by RNA polymerase II. Gene Ontology annotation, molecular function: protein binding; RNA polymerase II cis-regulatory region sequence-specific DNA binding; DNA-binding transcription factor activity, RNA polymerase II-specific.
CUGAUGGGUAAGGACUCGGUGCAAGACGGCGCGUCCCUGACGACAGCACGAGGACGACGAGGAUGGGGCGUGCCUGGCGACGCAGCGGGCGGAAGGCGGCGCGGCGGCCGGCGGUCGGGCGGCGACGGCGGGGACGAGGCGGAGGGCGGCGCGGGGCCCGGCGACGGCGAGGCGGUCCCGCACCUCCCGCUCGCGCGGCCCAAGUCCCUGCUGCAGAAGCUGCAGAGCUCCUUCCAGGCGGCCUGGCUGCGGGACUUCCCCUGGCUGCGCUACUGCCAGGACACCGGCCUCAUGUCCUGCGGCUGGUGCCAGAAGACCCCCGCGGACGGCGGCGGCGGGGACCUGCCCCCCGGGGGCCACGACGAGCUGUCGCGAGGGACCCGCAACUACAAGAAGACCCUGCUCCUGCGGCACCACGUCUCCACGGAGCACAAGCUCCACGAAGCCAACGCCCAGGAAUCAGAAAUACCUUCAGAAGAGGGAUACUGUGACUUUAAUAGUAGGCCAAAUGAAAACUCUUAUUGCUAUCAACUUCUUCGACAAUUAAAUGAGCAGAGAAAGAAAGGUAUUCUUUGUGAUGUCAGCAUUGUGGUGAGCGGAAAAAUCUUUAAAGCUCAUAAGAACAUCCUGGUUGCAGGCAGCCGUUUCUUUAAGACUUUAUAUUGCUUUUCCAACAAAGAAAGCCCUAACCAAAACAAUACUACCCACUUAGAUAUUGCUGCAGUUCAAGGUUUCUCCGUCAUCUUGGACUUCCUGUACUCUGGUAACCUGGUGCUCACAAGCCAAAAUGCCAUUGAAGUGAUGACCGUGGCCAGCUAUCUGCAAAUGAGCGAAGUUGUUCAGACUUGCCGAAAUUUCAUUAAAGAUGCCUUAAAUAUAAGCAUUAAAUCUGAAGCUCCGGAGUCUGUGGUUGUGGACUAUAACAACAGAAAACCAGUUAGUAGAGAUGGUCUGUCUUCAUCGCGGGAUCAAAAAAUUGCCAGUUUUUGGGCAACACGGAAUCUUACCAAUUUGGCAAGUAAUGUAAAAACUGAAAAUGAUGGUUGCAAUGUCGAUGAGGGCCAAAUGGAGAACUACCAAAUGAAUGACAGUGGUUGGGCUCAGGAUGGUUCACCUGAAUUGACUGAAAGUGAAGCCCCAAGUCAAACAAAAGUGUUUAUUUGGAAUAAUAUGGGCUCCCAGGGAAUUCAAGAAACUGGCAACAAAACAAGGAGGAAAAACCAAACUGCAAAGAGAUUUAUUUAUAAUAUACCACCUAAUAAUGAAACAAGUUUGGAAGACUGCUCCGUGAUGCAGCCACCUGUUGCCUAUCCAGAAGAAGAUAUGUCGUUCAUUAAGGAAGAACCGGAUCUGGAUGGUGCUCUGCUCCCGGGGCCGGACUGUGACAGGAAUGUGAACGCAAACGUGCUGGCAGAAGCCAGCUUGGGGCAGGAUGCAGGCGAUGCUGGUACUUCACAUGAUUUCAAGUAUGGCCUGAUGCCUGGCCCAUCAAGUGAUUUCAAGUAUGGAUUGCUACCAGGUACUUCAAACGAUUUCAAGUAUGGAUUGCUACCAGGUGCUGCAAACGAUUUCAAGUAUGGAUUGUUGCCUGAAUCUUGGCCAAAACAAGAAACUUGGGAAAAUGGUGAAUCAUCUCUAAACAUGAACAAGUUAAAAUGCCCUCAUUGUACCUAUGUAGCCAAAUACAGACGAACACUAAAAAGGCAUUUGCUCAUUCAUACGGGAGUCAGAUCCUUUAGCUGUGAUAUUUGUGGAAAACUGUUUACUCGCAGAGAGCAUGUAAAAAGACAUUCCCUGGUGCAUAAAAAGGAUAAAAAAUACAAAUGUAUGGUGUGUAAGAAGAUCUUCAUAUUAGCUGCCAGUGUUGGAAUCAGACAUGGAUCUCGACGCUAUGGUAUUUGUGUAGAAUGUGCAGAUAAACCACGGCCAGGAAGGCAAGAAGGUGUAGAUCAGGGACAGGAGACAGAUUUCCCUCGGGAUGAAGAGUACGAGGAGAACGAAGGGGGAGAAGCCGAAGAAGAGCUGGCUGACGAGGGAGACGAUCAGAACCACCCGUCACGAUGGGACGAGUUGGGAGACGUCUGUAUGUCUCAGGAUGAUUAACUGGCCUACUCUGCUCCUCAAGGAUGCUGCAUUGGGACGUAAUAUGAAGCGACAAUUUGAAUUGUUGAACUUGAAGGCUUGCAAAUAUGGUACAUGCUGGAUGGUAGUUAAGUUGCUGUGAAAACUGUAGGGUCAAAGCCUUAUAGCAAAAUUUUUUUAUAUUUGCACAGGACUGGACAGCAACCAACCUUGUGGUUGGAUUACAUGGAGUCCCCACAUUUUCAGUCAGUUAUCAAAGUAAAAAUAUUUUUUAUUUAUAGGAUAUACAGUAACUCUUUGGGUCCUAAUGAAAAUGGAUUACCUGUCUGUAAAGAGCUGACGUUUACGUACCAGUUUAACCGGAAUGAAGAAAAUCCAGUUACGAGAAUACAGUGACAGCUGGCCCAACUACACUGUCCACCAAACCACUCAGGCUAGUUUGUACUAGUAGAGUUUUGUUUCUAUUUUUAUUUUUAUUAAUUUUAUUUUUUUUAAUACAGAUUUUCAGUGAGGGGCCUUUUCAACCCCAUUGGUUGUACUUUUCUGUAUUUUCCAUUUUGAUUUGCUUCAUAAGUUAAACCAAGUCUCUUCUAGUCUUAGGUAUUAUUUCUCAAUUUUGUGCUGAUGGGCAUGUUUAUAAGAACUGGAGAGGUAAUUUAUUGGAAUGAACUAAUUGACUUCCUCCAUUCCCCCUUCCUUUUUGACAUGAAUUUUACUACUUCACAAACGAAGAAUGAUGUUGCAAAGUUACCGUGACGAAGUUGAUAAAUACCACUAAAUGAUUAUGAUUUAGAAGUCACUUCCUCUUGCUGCUCUAAUCUGAUAAAAUGGUUCUACAUGAUGUUUUCUGACAUGGUAUUCGGUUUUGGGUAUCUGUUACUUUGGCACUAUUCUUGUUUGCCUUUUUUUAUUUUUGCCAGUGUACUAUACCUCAGUCCUAUUUGAAAAGACAGAAAUCUGAUCGAAAGAAGAGUCAUAGAAACAAUAAGUAAAAUGAUUUGUUUUAUGAUUUAUCCUCCAUGUCCAGUUUGGUUAGCUUGUUAUGCAAUAUAAGUGAACUAUCAGGUUUUUACUCUUGUGCCCUUUUACCAUUAAAAUUAACACAAAAAUUGCAUUCUCUUUUGUUUCAUAUUUACUGGGAUAUUCAGUGUUUUAAAAUUAUGAUAGACAAUUAUUUUUUUCAAUUCCUUAGUCACUACACCUUGGUAUGCAGUCUUUCUAGUAGUCACCUUGAUUCAGUGAUCUGCAAAAGUCUUACAAAUAAAAUAUUGAGGCUUUACAAUUUAUGAUUAACUGAAUUUUUCAGGAUACAAGAGGUGAUAUAUUAUAAAGUAGAAAUUGUCAGGUUUAUGUAGCCUGAUGAUAGAUGAAUUAGCUAAUUGUAAGACAGCAAGAUGUCACAUAAUUAAUAUUAAUGUGCACAACAUUAUCAGGAACAUAUUGUAUAUUAUAUCGAGUGAGGGAUAUCAAACUUUCAGCUUUCUUUUAAAUAGAGAUUGAGCAUAUUUUCCUGCUGUGUGGUGCUCCAUUUGAUCAAGGGUGAAACAUUGAUACUUUUCUAAGAGAUGCUUUCUCAUUAUCUUUGAUUUCAGUAAAAUGAUUUCAGUAAAAUGAUUUCAGUAAAAUGAUGCUUAAAUGUUAGACAUCAAUGUUUCUGCCCAGAUAAAUCAAAGAUAUAAAGUACAGUUACAUGGUCAGAUGCAUCUUUCAUUAUCUAAACUUUAUUAUAGUUUCUACAUAACUGUAAAACUGACACGAAUAGUUUUGGUUUGAUUUUUAAGACUGAAGAGUACAUCUUAUUCUCAAUGUUCUAGGUAAAGGAGUAAAAUGUAGUUCUGGUGGGGUCCAAAGUAGACGUUAGUUGGGUAAAGAUACUAUGAAUGAAAAAGUAUUUUAAGCAUAAAAUGUUCUGCAUUGUGAAUAUGUAAGUAUAGUAUAAAGAUUUCUUUCAUCCCAUUUAUCCCCCUCCUUUAAAAUAAACCAUAGUUUACAAUCGGUAGAUCUGUCUAUAUAUAAAUAUAUAUUAAAGAGAAAAGAUAUAUAUCUGAAAGUUGCUAAAUCUGCUUUAUUAGACUGCAGGUCACUUAUUGCAUAGAAACUGGACUGGGCUUUACACUCUAAUGUACUUUUUACUUUUCCCAAGGUAUGAACUUAUUCUCUUUAAGUUGAAUUUUCUUUACUACUUAAAUCAUUUAUGUAUAUCUGGUAAAUUAUGACCAAAUUUCUGUUAGAUUGCAUACAGUAAAUUGAAAUACACAUGUGGUACACUACAGGAUUGUUGUGCUUUUGCUUGGUUUAGUUGGAAGCAAAGUUUGAUGUAGAUGGCUUGUUACUGUUAAUUUAAGAUAUUCUAUGAUUGUCCAUUACUUUUUAUGUUGUGUUAUGACAGAUCGGACUAUAUUACUUUACCAUAUUGUUUUUAGAAAGGCAAUCCAAAGGAAAAAUGUUUAUACUCUUGAAUAUAUUAGCCUCAGCCUAUAUAAAAGUUUCUUCUUUAAAGUAAGCGUUUCACAAGAAACAGAACUGACAAACUUUUUUACUUGCUGACUCCCUAAUUUAUUUUGUUCGAUGAUCUUGAGGGACUGCCUUUACCCUUCUAGAUCAUUUUUAAAAACUAGUUUUAGUACUAAGGUAUACUACUGGAUGUUUCUAUUUUUUUAAGUAUGUUCUUUUUCUGACUUACAGUACAAAUUCAGGAAGUUGAGAUGCUAAGAACUUAGGGUUGGUCUCCCAGGUAACAACGAAAUACCCAUAGUUUGGUCUGUGGGGCCCUGGCAGAAUUGUGUGUAACACAUUUGCUGAAUUUUUCUCUCAUAACUUAAAAUUAAAAAUAUUUCAGAGCUUUUAAUUUUAAUGAAGGGGAAGAGCAUGAACUGCCUCUCUGCUGUUCACUGUAGUACAGACCCUCUCAGAUAAAUCAAGGUCAUACACUGUUUCUUAGGCUUCUGACAGUCACCGCUACACGGUCCCCACACUGUCAUUCAGAGUUUGGCCCUCAUUUUUCAUAGUCACUAGAUGUUUUGCUAAAUUUUAGUACCACAGCAACUAAGCUGAAAAAAGAAGAGAUGUUACAGGAAGGGAAACUGAACAGUCAUGUAGCUUUGAAAUUUGGGGGAAAACAUUCACUGGUUUGGGUAGAGCCAUCCUGAUGAGGAGAAUGAGGUCAUGUGUAGACUCUUGUCAGAUGCUUAGAACACUGGCAGUUGUUCAGUAAUAGACGGGAACCAAGAGGAAAAGAAGGAACGAGGAAGGGGGAAGAGAGAAACUCUAUCACUACAACAUAGUGUCAAAGGCCUGAAAAGAACUGGAGCAGUGUAAUCAUGGAGAAAGUAUGAUGAGAUGGGUUUUUAAAAUCACAAAUUUUAAAACUUUGAUAAGCUUUACUUAUAUUUUUAGGACUUUGUCAACAUAGAAUGAAGAGUUUAUUUUUCUGAAUAAUGAUUCCAAAAGCUACCAUUUUUUAGUGCCUACACGUGCCGUUGCGCUUUAUUUGAUCUGUUCUCUCUAAGGUAGGUGCUAUUGUCUCCAUUUUAUAGACAGGAAAGGCUCCCAGCGGCCGCCUGCUGGCUGUAGCAGCCGCAGGGCCAGGGCCAGGGCCAGGCCGAGCUGCUCCCACCACCGCCUCCUCCGAGCCCGGCCCUUCUGGAGGCUCCACUGGGCCUCAUGCAACAGCUUUUGUAGAAGUUCACCCUUUUAAGGAGUCCCCUGUGGAGACACAUUUCCCUUAGAACAGCUGUUCGGAAUCUAGCGUCUACGCCUUUCUCUCCGCUGUCCCCAGGUGCACAUCCUCCCUACCUUCCUCCUGUGCAGCCAUCGCUGCACCACCUGCCUACAAACCAGGCACCCAGCCUCAGUGCGGCAUUUCAUUUUUCAAUGAAAGAAACAUGAACCCCAGGUCUAGUGCCGUUCAGUCACCCAGAUCCUUAAACUUAAACAUGGUCCAGGCGUCUCUGAGUCCCUUUCGGGUGAGACGGGAAGCUUUGCUCCUGCUGUGGCCCUGCCUCCCGGCGGGGGCAGCUCUAGGCAGCCAGGCUGUGUGGGGGGAAGCUACAGGAAGCCCUGCCGUGGGACCCUGGGGACUUAGCUGUGGAUGGAGUACACUGGCUACUGGAAACACCGUUUUGGGUUGAGGAGAGGGGUGGUUGAGGCCAUUAUGAAAUGGGAGAAUCAGCAUUUAACACUGUAAACAUAGAAAGAACACUUUCUCUGCCUGCUGUUUGUAAAAGCUCUUUGGGAAGAUCUUUUACGAAGACCAAUUUUUAAAUGUAACUUACCUACCUAGUAUAAGUGUCCUAAGACAUGUAUGUAAACUUCCAAGACUGUUUGUCCGUGUAUUUAGAAAAUACACAAGAAUCUUUAUCAAACCUAAAAAUAUAAACUUGUGAGCACUAAA